GAUCUGUUAUCUGUAGUUCGCCUGUCUGCUGCUAACACGAGAAGUUAUUGCCAUGUAGCAUAGUGCUAGCUAGUGAGAAACACGCUUUUGCAUCUAGUUUUGCUCGUUUUUUUGCGGUGUCAAGUCUGUUUUUAAAAUGUUGAGUUCUACAUGGAAUUUCAUCAAACGCCAUAAGAGGAAAUUCAUCUUCGCCGGGGUUUUUGUUGGAGGUGUCUAUCUACUUGGUAAAUAUGCACAAAGAAAACUUCAGGAGAUGCAGGAGCGAGAAGCAGCCGAAUACAUCGCUCAAGCUCGGAGACAGUUUCAUUUUGAAAGCAACCAGAGGACAUGUAACAUGACAGUGUUAUCAAUGCUCCCCACUCUCCGAGAGGCGAUCAUACAUCACCUGAACUCAGAGAGCCUCACCGCUUUGCUCAAGACUAAGCCAGCUAAUAAACUUGAAAUCUGGGAGGAUCUAAAGAUUAUUAGUUUUACCCGCAGCAUUGUUGCGGUUUACAGCACCUGCAUGCUGGUGGUGUUACUCAGAGUUCAGCUCAACAUAAUUGGUGGCUACUUGUACCUGGACAACUCUGUGACAAAGAAUGGAACGACCCCCUUGGCCCCUCCUGAUGUUCAACAACAGUACCUGUCAAGUAUCCAACACCUUCUUGGAGAAGGGCUCAUUGAACUGAUAACAGUGGUGAAGAAAGCCGUCCAGGAAGUUCUUGGACCGGUGUCUCUGAAACAGAGUUUGUCUCUACAAGAGUUAGAGCAACAGUUGAAUCAGAUCAGACAGUUAGUGGAGGAGGGAAGUGCGUCCUCUAAACACAAAAGUCUUUCUUGGUACAUGAUGCCUGAUGAAGAGAACACACUAGCCUCACAGGCUUGUGGUCUCACAGAGAAUGAUGUCACAACAAUAAAGCUGCUGAAUGAAACCAGAGAUAUGCUUGAAAGUCCAGACUUCAUUACUGUACUCCGUACUUGCUUGAGCCGAGGCUUUAUCCGAUUCCUAGACAACAUGUCAGAGUUUUUCCGUCCCCCGCAGGGAGACUCCAACCUCUCCAGCACACCUGACCGACUAUCACAUGUAAGCCUCCCGCUAGCUAAAAUCAUUCCCAUCAUCAACGGACAGAUACAUUCAAUAUGCAGCGAAAUACCCAGUCACUUUGUCCAGGAUCUCUUAUUGAUAGACCAGGUAAAAGAGUUCGCCGCCAACGUGUACGAAACGUUCAGCACGCCUCAGGAACUUCAGAAGUGAGCACACGUGCUGAGCAAGACGUGAACUUGUGAAAG
Molecule: messenger RNA, 1272 nt
Organism: Labeo rohita (rohu)
Lineage: Eukaryota; Metazoa; Chordata; Actinopteri; Cypriniformes; Cyprinidae
Gene: pex3
Product: peroxisomal biogenesis factor 3
Exons: 12
Coding region: 137-1237 (366 amino acids)
Biological process (GO): protein import into peroxisome membrane
Cellular component (GO): peroxisomal membrane
Molecular function (GO): protein-macromolecule adaptor activity
Source: RefSeq, a predicted model, not a curated record